Messenger RNA from Conger conger (European conger), 2938 nucleotides. It is a transcript of the gene kcnk9, whose product is annotated as potassium channel, subfamily K, member 9. Gene Ontology annotation, cellular component: membrane. The record is from RefSeq and is a predicted model, not a curated record. Gene Ontology annotation, biological process: stabilization of membrane potential; potassium ion transmembrane transport. The transcript is spliced from 2 exons. The coding region runs from base 412 to 1836 and encodes 474 amino acids. Gene Ontology annotation, molecular function: potassium ion leak channel activity. Lineage: Eukaryota; Metazoa; Chordata; Actinopteri; Anguilliformes; Congridae.
GCCAUUACUUUAUGAGUUUAACCAGAUUAUUAAACAGCUUUAUGGCGUUGCUUCGGAUUUUCACAGUUUAAUUUCAGUUUGUGCAAAACGGGGCUUUUGCUUCCUAAGCCCUGCAUACAUAUGGAUGAAACGGCGGCGAACAGGUUGGUACUUACUGCCAGAAACUUCGAAAAAGAUGUAGCCUACAAUGACACUUCCUGCCACGUCUUCUUUCUCCUGGACCUGAUUUGUCUUACAAACUCCGGGGGAUGCCGCUGGUAAAAGCUGAAACAACUACAUCAAAAACAAACCGACACAUAUUACACACAAAAUAAAGAUAACCUGAAAUAGUUAUCUUUUGCGUCUAUUCAUUAUACCGCACCAUUGACUGUUUAUAACGAGAAACGUGGGAAAUAUCGUUUCUGGUUGUUGAUGGCACUACGCACCGAGAGGACUUGGUUUGGGCAGGUCUUGCGCAGAGUCUCUCGGCUGCAGGGCACCUGGUCCCGGCGAUCGAGCAGUCUCUUGUGUCUCUCUUCUAACCAAGAACAGGAUACGGGAACCUGUUACAGGGACCUUAACCGUCCCCAUUGCUCCGGCAUUCAUCGUACCCAUCAUCACCAAAACCACAAUACCUGCCCCCCUGGUUCCAAUCGCUGCCAGAGCUUUCCUAACUGCUGCGCCUUCUUGGACAAUCCGAGGGGACAUGAACCCCUCACUCACCGGUUCCUGGUGGCCAUGAAGCGGCAGAACGUGCGGACCCUGUCCCUGAUUAUCUGCACGUUCACCUAUCUCCUGGUCGGGGCGGCGGUGUUCGAUGCUCUGGAAUCGGAUUUCGAAAUGCGGGAGAAAGAGCAGCUUGAGGCCGAGGAAAAGCGAUUACAAGGGAAAUACAACAUAAGCGAUGAAGACUACAGCAAACUGGAGACUAUUAUUAUGGAGGCCGAGCCCCACAGAGCCGGGGUCCAGUGGAAAUUUGCAGGCUCAUUUUACUUUGCAAUUACAGUCAUCACCACUAUAGGAUACGGGCACGCAGCCCCAGGAACAGAUGCAGGGAAGGCCUUCUGCAUGUUCUACGCCGUUCUAGGGAUCCCCCUGACGCUGGUGAUGUUCCAGAGCCUCGGCGAGCGCAUGAACACCUUCGUCAAGUACCUCCUGAAGCGCAUCAAGAAGUGCUUCGGCAUGCGGAUCACCGACGUCUCCAUGGAGAACAUGGUGACCGUGGGGUUCUUCUCCUGCAUCGGAACCCUAUGCAUUGGUGCUGCAGCCUUCUCACACUACGAGGAAUGGAGCUUCUUCCAGUCCUACUAUUACUGCUUUAUCACAUUGACUACCAUAGGUUUCGGGGACUUUGUGGCCCUUCAAAAGAACAGGGCCCUCCAGAAGAAGCCCCUGUACGUGGCCUUCAGUUUUAUGUACAUCCUGGUGGGCCUCACGGUGAUCGGAGCCUUCCUAAACCUGGUGGUCCUCCGCUUCCUGACCAUGAACAGCGAGGAUGAGCGCAGGGACGCGGAGGAGCGCGCGUCUCUGGCGGGGAACCGUAACAGCAUGAUCAUCCACCUCCAGGAGGACUCCGGCCGCUCCAGAUACCGGGCGGAGGUGACGGACCUGCAGUCAGUCUGCUCCUGCACGUGCUACCGCUCGCACGAUUUUGCCGGCCGCUUGGCCUCCCAUCAGAACUCCUUCAGCUCACAGCUGAACCCCCAGUACUUUCACUCUGUGUCCUACAAGAUUGAGGAAAUCUCGCCGAGCACCCUGAAGAACAGCUUCUUCCCCUCGCCCAUUAGCUCUGUGUCACCUGGCCUCCACAGCUUCACGGAUAACCACCGACUAAUGAAAAGAAGGAAAUCCAUUUGAGCCUUCGGCAACUGCUAACUUUAAUAUUAUAAACUUCAUUCCAAAUGCUGCUCCCACCAAAUCUCAUUUUAGCACUUUUUGUUAUAUAUAAAUUCCAGUAUAUAUAAAUGAUGUUUCCUUGAUAAAUCAGCAGAUGGUGGACAGAAACAACAACUUUGACAGAAACACGACCAUUGUUCCCCUGGAGGACCUAGGGAAUACUAAGCAUGAUGCAUGGAUAACUAUCUUUCCUGAGGAUUUUGAAAAGAUGUCCACCCUUCACUCAAUCCACUUUGGAUGAGUCAGAGUACAAUAUUUUAAUGUUGGUUUCAUACCAAAUAUUGCACACUAAAACUUUGGUCACAGUAUUGUACGAGAGGAUGGGGGAGGGGGAAUGGGUAUUAUUUUUCUAAAAGGGAGUGUGCCUGUUUUGACCUUAACUUGAAUUGAACGCAGUCAAGUGCGAUUUCAGUGCCACAGUCAAAACAAAUAAAUAAUCUGUGUCAGAAGCUAAUUUAAAAGCAUCAGGUAUCAUUUUCUAUAAGCAAUUAUAUUUUGAGAAGGGAAAACUGGUUUCUUUGACUUCAGCAAAUUGAUCAUGCCAAAAUAUUGUUGCCAAUCAGAGUCAUGUGCAUUAAAUAUCAUAUAAAGGGUCUGCCAUGGUUGAUUUUAUUUAUAUGUUUUUAACACCAGUCAUUUCAUUAAUAUAUAUAUAUGGUACAUAUAUCUAUAGUUAUGAUUUUUCAGAUUGUAUAACAUAGAAAUGGGGGCAGCAAGAUUUUUUUAAAAGCUUGCCAGUUUCAAAAAGUAAACAAAUGCAUGUACUUUGUAAAACUGGUAUGCAUAUUUCAGAAAACAGGAUUUAAAAUAGUAAUCUAGCAAUUUAAUUAAAUAUUAAAAGCAAAUAAUCUUGGAAUGAUUUUUUUUAAAGAAAUAGUUUGUUUAUUAUUUUGCCACUUGAAAUAAUUAAAUGUAAUGGAAACUGUGUUACAAUACUUGCUUUUCAACGUUUGAUUAAAACAGUCUUAUUUGUUAAAUGGAUGAAUGAUUUGUCAUGGGGAUGAUAAUAACAUUUGCUCUCAGGUUUAGAAAUGAAUAGCCUUCUGUGUUCUAAGCUUCCCAA